GAAAAUGCAUUUGAAGCACUGGAAAAAGACUUCCAAGAUGUCAUCAAUCACCUUAAGGGAGAUAAAGCUCUGGAAAAAUUCCAAAUAGAAUACGAGAAGCUCCAUACUAUUCUGAAGAAGUCUCAUGAAAAUGAAAAGCGUCUCAUGGAGAAAUGCAGGAACCUGAAUGCUGAGCUUGUGGUGAAUUCAUCUAAAGUAGCUACGCUCACAAAGCUCUCUAAAGAUGAUCGGGGAACUAUAUCAUCAAUGAAGACGGAGAUUGACAGGGCCUGGAAAAUGGUGGAUACAGCCUAUGAGAAGGAGCAGAGAGCAAAGAAAAAGAUUGCUUCACUGCAAGAGGAAAUUGCACGCCUCACUAGUUCAGUGGAGCAAGGAUCUGGAGCAUCCCUAGGACAAGACCACAAUAUCCGGGAUUUGCUAAAAUAUAAAGAAGAGAUAACAAAGGAGCGAGACCAACUGUUGUCAGAAGUUGUGGAGUUACGUCAAAGUCUAACUCAAGCCACAGAACAGCAGCAGGCUACAGAGAAGGCAAAAAAUGAGGCAGAUCAAUCCAUUAUGCAGCUUCAGCAAGACAUCCAGGUGCAACAGAAUGAGGUAACACGAGAGGCUCGAAAGAAGGAAAAACUAGAGAAGGAGCUGAAAAAUCUUCUAGCUGAAAUGGAUGAUAAGCAAACUGAGAUAAAGAAUUUACAGAAAGAUAUACAGAGGAAUAAAGAGGAACAACUGAAAAUGGAACAGCACCUAAAAGAGCAGAAGAUCUUGAAUGAAAAAGCUGGUAAGGAACUUGAGCAACUACAGAUGAGAAAUAGUAAGCUCAUACAAGAGAGCGAGCAGCACAAUGUGAUGUUUGAAGAGGUGAUGCAGGACAUGCAGCAGAAGACAGCAGAACUGAAAGCCAGAGAAGAGGAAGUGGCUCAGAUGCGCCUUGAAAUUUCGAAGCUGAACAAAACAAGAGAGAUUCUCCAGAAUAAGCUGCGUGCUGCAGAGGAACAGAAAAUUGAUGCAGCACAUGAGAGAAACAACCUAAAAAAUCAAAUAUCUGGACUUGAGAAAGAGUUGGAGACUGCCAAAAAGCAGGCAGAUAUUGACAGGAAAGCUAUAGAGGAGCUUGUGAGGGAAAGAGAUAUGCUAAGCAAGAACUUGGUCAAGGCCACCAGUGACACUCAGAAGCAGAUAAAUCUAGUGAAGCUCCAUGAACAGUCAAAGAGGAACUUGGAAAGUGAAAUCCAAAAUUAUAAGAUUGAAGCUCAGAAACAAAGAAAAAUUAUUUACCAAUUGGAGAAGGAGAGAGAUUCCUUCAUCAGUGAAACCAGUGAGCUCAAACAGAAGGUCCUCCAGAACCUGAAAGAUAUUGAAAUACGGGAAAUGCAGAUCUGUGACUAUGAGAAGAAAUUAGAAGAGUCUACAAUUAAACUUAAACAGGAACAAAGUCAGUGUGAAGCUGUGAGAACAGAGAGGAACCUGUACAGUAAAAAUCUGGUUGAAGCUAAGGAUGAGAUAUCAGAAAUGAAGAAGAAAUUUAAAUCUGUAAUACAUCAGAUGGAUCAGCUGAAAGAGGAGAUCAAAAACAAAGACGAUGACCUUGUAAAAGCACAUCUAGAAAAUCAGCGAACAGAGAAGGAGAAGGAAUUACUGAAGGCUGAACUGCUUCAGAUGAAAAAACAGGCUCUGGAAACCAAACACUUUAUAGAAAAUCAGGAGGCAGAAGAGAGAAAGCUCCUAAAAAUCAUUGCUGAAGCUGAUGCCGAGAGGCUGAAGCAGAAGAGGGAAACUGACCAGGUUAUCAACGAGAGAGAUAUCCUUGGAUCUCAGCUUGUUCAGCGCAAUGAUGAAGUGGCUCUGCUCUAUGAAAAGAUUAAAAUUCAGCAGUCCAUUCUAAACAAGGGUGAAAACCAAUAUAGACAGAGAAUGGAAGACAUCCAGCUUCUCAGGAUGGAGAUCAAAAAACUUCGGCGUGAGAAGGGAAUACUUGGCAAAAGUGUGGCUAAUGUGGAGGAUCUCAGACAGGAGAUUCAUCACAUGCGGAAGGAACUAUUAAGGGAGCAGACUCGAUGCAAAGUUUUGGAAGAAGAACUGGAGAAUCCCUUGAAUGUUCACAGAUGGAGAAAAUUAGAGGCCAGGGACCCAAGUACCUAUGAGCUGAUUGAGAAAAUACAAAGACUACAGAAGCAGCUUAUCACCAAGACAGGUGAAGUGAUAGAGAAAGAAUUGCUCCUUCAGGAAAAGGAGAAACUGUAUGUGGAACUGAAGCACAUCUUGGCCCGGCGGCCUGGGCCUGAAGCCGCAGAACAGUUGCAGCUCUACCGGCACACUCUCCAAGAGAAGACUAAGCAGCUGAAAGUUUUGUCCUCAGAGUUGAAUAUGUAUGAAUCAGAGAACCAGGAAUACAAACAUGAAAUUGAAAGACUUGGCAAUGAGCUUAUGAAUGUGAAAAAGAAAUAUCUGGCUCAGAAACGCAAGGAACAACAGGCCAAGGAGAAGGAACGAUUCUUGACUGACAAGGAGCCUAAGUUUCCACGCCGCAGGUCUGAUGUUCCUCACUUCAUCGGAGCAGGCUUUGCACUCAGCAGACCCCUUCCCAAAGUUACAGCUUAG
Nestor notabilis (Kea) is the source of this 2595-nucleotide messenger RNA. RefSeq names its product cilia and flagella associated protein 58 (gene CFAP58). Gene Ontology annotation, cellular component: cytoskeleton. The record is from RefSeq and is a predicted model, not a curated record. The transcript has 17 exons. NCBI's taxonomy places the organism in Eukaryota, Metazoa, Chordata, Aves, Psittaciformes, Psittacidae. The coding region runs from base 145 to 2595 and encodes 816 amino acids.